ACACAUAUUUAUCUAAGACAAACAAACAGCUUUGCGACUCAGUAAUUUUUGACUAGGUUGCGUGUAAAUCAGACAGAUCAGGAAGAUGGAUGCCAACAGAAAGAGUCUUUCUGUAGCUUUUAUAAUUUUUGCAUUGUCUCUUAAAUUAUGUACAUCUGCUGUCGAUCGUACACGGGAAGAUCGCGCGGUGGGGGCAGACAUAGUGGAAGCAGUUGUUGACAUCAUCAGAGAAAACUGUGUCUACACAAACGACCGUGUAUUUCUCAGACGGCUUGCCUAUGUGGAAUCAAAAGAUGGCCUCAAUACGAACACUUUCAGGCCUCAUUUCUAUGGUGGAAUUUGGCAGAUUGGAAAGGCCGAGUUCGAGUCCACCAAACACUGUAAUGGUGUCGAAGACAUGUGUCAGACUAUUGAAGAGAAGCUUCACAUUGAUUGGCGAAGAGUGGUGUGGCAGGACCUAACUAAACCUCUGUACUCUGGGUUGGCUGCGAGUUUGAAUCUUCAGCAGAUUGCUGGAAAUAAUACUCCUGGUGUCUUACAAAGGCAGGCAGAUUUUUGGGUGAAAAACUAUAAUAAAGGAAUGACGGCGUCUCACUUUAUAUCUGAAGUGCAAAAAAUUCCCGAUGAGAAAUGCCAAAUUGAUUUAGCCUUUAUUAUGGACGGAUCUGGAAGCAUCAGAUUUUUAUCUUUUCUUCGGAUGUUGGAGUUUGUAAAAAACGUUACAAAGCAAUUUGAUAUCGGUCCUCAUGCUGUUGAAAUAGCAGCCAUCUCUUUUAGCAGCUUUGCGAGAGUAGAGUUUGGAUUUGGAACGUACCACAAUCGAGUUGCUCUUGAGAAUGGAAUUGAUACAAUACAAUACGAUGCUGGAGGUACCGAUACUGCAUCAGGAAUUGAAAUAGCUAGAGAAUCUGUAUUCCGCUACAGAUCAAGACCAAGUGCUAGAAAAGUUGGACUAGUUAUUACUGACGGGUACUCCAAUAGUUUUUAUAGAACUGUUCAGGAAGCAACGUAUGCUAAAGAUGCUGGUAUUGUUCUCUUUACGAUUGGGAUUGGGAAUGUAAAUGAACAAGAACUAAAUGAGAUUGCCAGUGAUCCGAACUGCACGCACAUUUUCUUCAUCUCCGAGUUUUCUGAAAUUGACAGUUUAGUUUAUGAGAUCAAGAAGGCUGCAUGCAGGGCACCAAUAUCGAUACAAUUUCCGCCAUCCACUGCCAAUUCAACGACAGAAGUUACCGAUAUAUUUGGAUCCACCCUUUCACCUUCAAUGAUUCCACCGAACAACGAGAAUAAAAACCAUACUAUAACCAACUCCCUUCCUGAUAAGACAACCGUAGUAGUGGGGACUACAGAUGACAAUACGACCACUGUUGUGGAUCUGAAGGUAUUCUGUGGAAUCGUCCACGUGUACAUGUCUUACGACAACCCUCACCCCAGUCCUGUCCUCUACAGCCAGACGCUGACGGCGACGGACGGACAUCCAGUAGUUCUAUACCUCAACAAAACCGUGGACGGGCGCCCGCUCUAUAUGUCCUAUGUGGGAACGAAACUACCACCAGAAGCGGCUGGUUUGAAAAACUGUAGCGAUGCAAAAUAUGUGACCACCUUUUUCAAAACAAAUAAAACAGAUGUUGAAAUUAUUUGUCGACAAAAUGGCGUGGAUCGUGAAUGCACGAAAGUGGAUAUUACUUCUAAUGAAAAAUUUAAGGAAUAUUUGUGCAGUUCCACAGGAGACGUUAAUCAACUACCACUUGCAAAUCCUUGCACGGCGACCGCCAUACAAAACAACGAAAUGUACCACCCCCACCCGUAUGACAACACAAAGUUCAUCAGAUGUGACUAUCAACAGAAGAUGUACAUCACACAGUGUCCAAAUGGAGAAAGAUAUCACCAGGGUUCCCAUUCUUGUGGAUCUACCACUGUUACUAUAUCUGGAGACAAAACACCUCUUGAUCCCGACCUGUCAAAUCCUUGUACUGCUCAAGCACUAAUGAAUCACCAGUUCUUCUUCACUUAUACGAGAGAUAACACCAAGUUCAUUCAUUGUGACGUCUGGGGUCAUGCAUGGCUAAUGCAAUGUCCUUCAAAUUUAGUUUGGAACCAGCAGGGUCAGACAUGUAUUGAAAACACGCAUACUUCUUCUAACCCGUGUACCCAGGACCAGGUGGACAAAGGCAUCACGAUGUUUCCCCACCAAGAUCCCCACAAGUACAUCCACUGCGACAACGCCCUGAACCCUUGGGUGCAGUCCUGUAACAGUGGAACUGUGUUUGAUUUCGCGUCACAGAAUUGUGUGUGGGAUACCAGUGCAUCCAUUGUUGGUUGAUCGACAACUCGUGUUAUUUUCAGUGGUUUUUGAUACGAGCGAUCAUCAAUAUACUGCCUAUGAAAUUAUACUAUAUGUACCUAUUAAAAUUAAUACUGGAUAUUAA
Molecule: messenger RNA, 2429 nt
Organism: Ostrea edulis (European flat oyster)
Lineage: Eukaryota; Metazoa; Mollusca; Bivalvia; Ostreida; Ostreidae
Exons: 8
Coding region: 86-2323 (745 amino acids)
Cellular component (GO): extracellular region
Molecular function (GO): chitin binding
Source: RefSeq, a predicted model, not a curated record